This is a messenger RNA of Tricharina praecox, 2076 nucleotides long. RefSeq lists its product as uncharacterized. The transcript is spliced from 2 exons. The record is from RefSeq and is a predicted model, not a curated record. NCBI's taxonomy places the organism in Eukaryota, Fungi, Ascomycota, Pezizomycetes, Pezizales, Pyronemataceae. The coding region runs from base 161 to 1990 and encodes 609 amino acids.
CGUCUUCGCGAAAGAACAUCCACUUGUGGCACGCCACCAUCUGCACUCUCCACGUCGGCAAUCAGGCGGAGCUCUCCCCCGGACCCGGAUCCAGGCCAUUCCCUGAGCGGCGUCAUCGCGUCUCGUGCUGGAGCAUCCAUCCGAGCAGCUGCACUUCAACAUGGCCGCCGUUGCCGUCACCGCCGCCGUCUCCACCGCGGCUUCAAUCUCGACCACCAUCGUGGCCGAGGCAGAGCUUUCCCCCUCCAUCUCCCAGCAAUCCUCCGGCUUUACCGACCCGCCGCCAGACAAUACCUUCGUCACGACAUGUCACAAGUGCGGGGAACAGGUCGUGGAGUCGGUCGUCGACAUGAUCAGUAAGCUGCAGAGCGGCCGCCUGCACAUCCACUGCCAGACUCUGCAUUGCAACACGAUUGUCUGCCACAGCAGCUCGCUGUUCUCGAACGCGGUGUACAGCAAUGCGCCAGCCGCGGAUACGCAGUUGCAGUUUUCGAUUUACUCGAGCGCCGACUCGCUGGGCGCGAACAUCCACAACCCACGGAACUCGCUAUCGGACUGCGAGCCACCAACGAAGCCGCCCGCAUUCAGCGCUGCGGAUAUCGAAACUCACGGGUUCGACAAGCUAAGCGACCGCCAUUCCUCGUCGUGGUCAUCGACGAUGUCCGACUACAGACUCCCCAUGCGCGCGACCUCCCCCGAGAUCUCAUCGAUGCUCUCGGGGCGGCGGAACACCACGGCCUCGAACCGGACGGACAGGGACAGGGACAGCAUCAUCUCUCUGACACCCUCCGAUCCCACGCGGCACCGGGGCUGGCGCAUAUCGCAAUCCUCGGCCCUCUCCGACUCGCCGCGGAACUCGGCAGACCACAACCUGCUAAAGCUAGCCACGAAGAACCGCAGCCGCGUCAGCCUGCAAUCGCUUUCCAAAGCGCAACCGAUCCAGUCGAUACAGGGAGGAGUGCGGAGCACGGGCGACGGCUCCACCACUACCAGCAGCAGCAGCAUUGCCGAUGCCCUCGCGGACACAAACGCCGUGUCGAUUCCCGCCGCCGCAGGCUUCGCGUUCGUCCACCAUCGCCCCAGACCACUGUCGCAGCCGCUUGCGGUCCCGCAUUCGGGAAAUACCCGCAUGCCCACGCCUGUCCCCGAGGAGGGCGGAACACCGUUUGCUCUCGCGGCAGCGGCAGAGGUGCUGCCGUCUGCGGAUGUGGAUGAACGGGCCGUGAGUCUUCGCGCCGCACCGGGCUCCGCGCCACGGAGGCAGGAGAGGCCUACGAGGCAGGAACAGCAUCAGCAACAGCCCCGCAGAAGCCAAAGAGGGAUCAGGGGCUUCGGAUGCUUCGUUAAGCGCGGGCUGAAGAAGCUGCCGUCUAGGCUGCAGAAGGGAGUGGUGGGAUUGAUACGGGUACAGCUGGUGCUGCGCAGUUGGGAGGGGAGACAGAAUGAUAGGAAGGACAGGGGGAAGGGGGUGGGGAAGGGGAAGGAGCCCGAAGUGGUCCUGCCCGAGCCAGAGCCGGAGGCGAGUCACGAGAGGAGCCGUUCGAGGAAUUCGCAGGAACAGGAACAGGAAACGACAGUCGCGCCGACACACGCAGUAAGCGCACCCAUCACGAUCCCCGAUGCGUCCUCGUCGCUGCUUUCUUCUGCUUCACCAUCCGCAUCCCUCUCGCCAGCCCCCUCACCCCCCUCACCCCCCUCGUCCGAGUCCUCCCCACCCCUCCCACCCCUCCCCUCCCCCUCGCUUCCAUCCCCACGCCUCCUCAGCCCUGGUCCCGGUCCAGUAGAGGAAGCUUUCCACGACGCCGACCUCGGCCAGGAGCUGGAUCGGCAGCAGUUCGAUGUCAGCUCUACGCAGCAGAUCUCGGAUACUGUGCGUAACGCAAUGAGUGAGGCGUGGGCGCAGCCGGAGGCGCCGGUUAUUAUCGCUAUGCGCGUGCCUGUGCUGAUGGGGAUGGGGGUGCCGAGGGGGUGGUGGGGGGAGGGGGUGUAACGGGCCUUUGAAGACGGAUAUGACGGUUGUACGAUAUAAUGUUGAGGUACCGAUGGGCGGUCUACACGAUAACGAUAUCUAUGGAA